This is a messenger RNA of Verticillium dahliae VdLs.17, 1467 nucleotides long. RefSeq lists its product as uncharacterized. The transcript has 3 exons. The coding region runs from base 1 to 1467 and encodes 488 amino acids. NCBI's taxonomy places the organism in Eukaryota, Fungi, Ascomycota, Sordariomycetes, Glomerellales, Plectosphaerellaceae. The record is from RefSeq and is a predicted model, not a curated record.
AUGAACCCGCUCGAUCUUGUCGCCAGUGCGCCGGGCUCAACCUUGCAGAACAGCUUGCCAUGCCAAGAGCUGUUGUUUUCGGACCUAGAUCCAACCAUGUCGCCUCCGACCUCAGUCCCUCCGGGGUUGGAUGAGUUGGAUGAUUUUCUCUCUGUUCAGCAUGCCGCUGAGGCCGAUGAUGUCGAUUCCAGCAACGUGACCACCAGCGUCAGAGACGACGGCCUCAGCGACGGAUGUUUGACCGAUAGCUUCUUCAACCAAGGCUGCUUCGCCGAUGGCUUCAUUGAAGGCUGCUUCACCGAAAGCCGCUUCGCCGAUGACUACAACGAAGGCUACCUCACCAACUACUCUAUAGUCGAGCUAUCAACUGAGUCCCACCAUGCACUCAUGGAUUGUUCUUUGUUUUCCAGAGACGGCAUACCGAGCGGGGCCGACGAACUCUUCGAUGACUUCAUCUGCUGGGACGCCGCGAACCUCACCGAGCCCCCGUCAGGGUGUUCGGACACCAGCACCCUAUCUACAACCGACAGCCUGGAGCAGGAUCGAAGCUGUGCCGAGAGCUCCCCGAGCUGGGUCGGCGAUUCUCCCGGCUGGGGGCCCUUGACGACAGGACUGCUCAGUGUUGACGAGGUCGGGUGCCUCAUGGACGAGGAUGAUCAGCUGCAGCUCGGAGAAAGCACGCCGCCCCCGGACACCUCCAAGGUGGAUGAAGAUGACGACGUCAUCUUUCUUUACGAACGGACAUGCCUCUCGCGAAAGCGUCUGCAGAAGAACCGACGGCAUCACCCACGGCUCCUUGGUCGAAGUCACUCCUCAGAUUCCAGCCUCUACUUUGCUCCAAUCUCUGAAGCUCUCGCCAGGUCCAAGAACAGGUUCAAAGCUCAUAAGUUGAGCAAACGACCUGAGCGGUGCAGAAGCCCGGCGCCAACCGCACGCGAUCCCCGCCGCUGGAUGAACGAGUGGUUCCGCCUGGAGAAGGUCGGCGUUUAUGAGUCUGGCGGCCGGUCAGUUUCGGAGUACACUUGGAUGGGACAGAAGAGGGGAUGGGGCAAGGGUAGGCGAGCCCAAGAUCUGGCUGAUGCCAGUCAGAUAUCCUACGUGGUGGUUCGGCGAAGCUCGGAGGGCUACGGAAUCAAAGCGUCGUGGAAUGAAGAGAGCGCGAUGUUCUUGGGUGAGGAUGGCAUGAACAACAAGACGGUGCGGCUCAGCAAAUGCGAGCCUCCCAUUCGUCCCACCUUUUGGUUGGAGGACCACAAAAUGGACCUUCUAAUCCGAAUGAUUAGGGACCAAAACAUGGACAGCACCGGUUUCGGAAGGGGCCCUGUUUCUGUACCUUCAUUCCACUCUGUCCAGCCUCUGAAAGAGCAAAACAGCCGUUGUUCGUCUUCUUCUGUUCGCUCUGGGACCGCCGCCAUCGCCUUCACUUGCGCAGAGGAGUCGAGGACAGGUGUUCGAGAAUCGGGCUGA